ACGGCUCAAUAUCUACAUCUCUCUCUCUAUUCACAGCCAACUUUUUCAGUCUCUGCUUAAACACUGGGUAUCCUAGGUGGGUGGGAAGCUCUUCUUUCUUUUUGGGUUUCUUCCACAAUCUUGAUCCCCCUUUCUCUCUCCCUCUCUUAAAGUUCAGUUUUUUAUUCUUUUUAAUAGCUAAAGAUUGAAACUUUCCUUUCUGGGUUUUCUCUGAAACUCGUGUAUCUUUACACUCAAUCCCAUUUUCUUUUGAUUUCCUGACUUACCCUUUUCUCCCCCCAUGUCUCCAUGAUCCCACUUUUCACUGCCAUUUUCGUUUAAAGCUCCUAAAGCGGUAGCAUUUUUUGGGUGAGAAAAAGAUUCCUCUUUUGAAAAUGAAGCAUUCAGCUCUGAUUGACUCGGUUGUCUUUCAACUCACACCCACUCGGACUAGGUAUGAUUUGGUUAUAUCUGCAAAUGGAAAGACAGAGAAGAUAGAUUCAGGUUUACUGAAUCCAUUUCUUGCUCACUUGAAAACUGCCCAAGAACAAAUGGCCAAGGGGGGUUAUUCAAUUAUCCUUGAGCCAGAUCCAUCAAGUGAUGCUUGGUGGUUCACCAAGGGUACAGUUGAAAGGUUUGUUCGCUUUGUCCGAACUCCAGAGGUUUUGGAACGGGUGUACACCUUGGAAUCUGAGAUAUUACAGAUUGAGGAGGCAAUUGCAAUUCAGGGAAACAAUGACACAACAACUCUUAAUGUUGUAGAAGAACAUCUGUCAAAACCUGCGGAAAGCAUAGAAGGUAGCAGAACCUUGCCAGAUAUCAAUGACGAGAAAGCAAUCAUUCUUUACAAGCCUGGAGUACAGCCACAAUCGAAUGGAUCGACUGCAAAAGAGGGGAAUUCGAAAGUUCAGCUUUUGAAAGUCCUGGAAACUCGCAAAACUGUGCUGCAGAAAGAGCAAGGCAUGGCUUUUGCACGUGCUGUAGCAGCUGGUUUUAACAUUGAUGAUAUUCCCCCAAUGGUGUCAUUCUCUGAAAGCUUUGGAGCCUCACGUUUAAAGGAUGCUUGUAAAAGAUUUAAGGAGUUAUGGAAGAAAAAGCAUGAAUCUGGCCAGUGGCUUGAAAUUGAAGCAGCUGAAGCAAUGGCUAGAGGUGCAGACUUCACUGCCAUGAAUGCAUCGGGUGUCAUGCUUCCUAAUGUGGCCGCUGAAUUUGCUGCUGAAAGCAAUGGGAAACCAGAUGAAAAGACUCCAAUGGAAAACCAGCUUCCUCCUCCACAAGGUCAGUUUCCACAUCAAAUGUUCCCACCAUGGCCUAUUCAUUCUCCUCCUGGUGUUAUGCCUGGAUAUCAACCAUAUCCCAUGCAAGGCAUGCCUUACUAUCAGAAUUACCCUGGUAGCCCAUAUUUUCAGUCACCUUAUCCAGCAGCUGAGGAUCCUCGAUUGCAUUCUGGUAAGAGAAUGGGACAGAAAAGGCACUCCAUGGACAGUAGUUAUAGCUAUGCUGAAUCAGAAACAUGUGAUAUGGAUGCUUCCAGAACAAGAUCGUCGGAUGAUGUUGAGUUAGAAAAUUCACAAAGUCGAGAAUCGCGUAAGAGAGGUAGCCGGUCAGGUAAAAAACAAUCAGGCACGGUUGUUAUUCGAAACCUUAAUUACAUUUCAAAGGGACACAGUUAUUCAGAUUCCGAAUCACAAUCAGCCUCAGGCUCUGAAACAGACGAGGAUAGAAACAACUCUCGAAGGGCCUCAAGAAAGAAAGACAACAAUAUAAAAUCUGCAGAUAAAAACAAUUCAGCUGAUAAGGAAGAAAUAAGUUAUGGGAAGGUGGCAGAUGGAGGACAUUGGCAAGCAUUUCAGAAUUUCUUACUUAGAGACGCCGAUGAUGAAAAAUGUGAUGUUGAUCAAGGUAUGUACUCUAUGGAGAACGGCAAAGUUCAUUCAAAACAACGUCAAAAUACUGGUGGUGAAGAUCCUAUAUUUUUUGGAGGGCAAGAUAAUGGUGUAGUUCGAAAUGGGGGUGCAAUGGACAUGCAAAAUAUAAGUGGAAACAUGACUCGCUUGCCGAAAAAUUCUAUGGAUGAAGCUAUGAUUUCUAAAAGAGAUGGCAUAAAUGGGGAUAUCGAUGGUGAAGGCGAUGUACUCUAUUCUGAAGUAAAUGGAAGAAGGGUGAGCUAUAGGAGGUCAUCCAAUGAAGAUUUUAUGAUUAAUAGGCAAAAACAAUCAGGGUUUACAAGUUCUGCUAAUGGAUUUGAAGGUGUGGAAAGAAAUAUGGACAGGAGGUCCUCUCAAAAUAUGGAUGAUGAUUCCUAUAUAGUUGCCUUAAGAUCAGCUUCACUAGAUCAAGUUGGAAAUGGCAACCCUAUUCAUAUGGAUUCUGAAUUCCGGUCAGCCACUGGCAAAGAAGAGAACGGUGGGGUCCAAGUCCAUUAUGAACCUGAAGAAUUAAGUAUGAGGCCUCAACGCGGGGAUGAAAUUGGGGCGUUUGGCUAUGACCCUGCUUUGGAUUAUGAAACACAGGGUGCUUCACAAAAUAAGAGAAGUAAGGAGGUGGCAACUAAUGCUAAUCAGACAUCUAAGAAGCCAGAUAAGGGCCCAAAAUCUAAAUUGCUUCAAGAUGAUAAGAAGAAGAAUGUUGGGCCAAUAAGGCGAGGUAAGCCUUCAAAAUUGAGUCCUUUGGAAGAAGCACGGGCACGUGCUGAGAAGUUGAGAAGCUUUAAAGCUGAUCUCCAAAAAGUAAAGAAAGAGAAGGAAGAGGCAGAGAUGAAGCGGAUAGAAGCUUUGAAAAUUGAAAGGCAAAAGAGAAUUGCUGCCAGAGGAGCUAGUACUGUCCCUGCUCAGCAAACAAGGAAACAAGUUCCAACGAAGACUUCACCGAGCUCAUACAAAGGAACAAAGUUUAGUGAUUCAGAGCCAGGACCGUCAUCACCUUUACAACGGUUCCCUACUAGAACUUCUUCUAUGGGAUCCAUUGAUUCACAAAAGGCAUCCAAAAGCAGCAGCAGGUUAAUUGGAGGAAGUCACUCAGCUGGAAACAGGAUAAGCCGGUCAGCGACUUCAUUGCCCGAGGCAAAGAAAGAGAAUGGAACAAAAGCAUCUAUGUCACGCAUUAGAAGGUUAUCAGAGCCUAAAAUGAUUAGUAGCCAUCCAAUUUCUUCGCUGAGAGCACGAGGUACCGAGCCAGUGUCAAAGUCAAAGUCGAAAUCAAAAAUAUCUGAUGGGUCUGAUAGCAAAAAAUUAUCUGCCAUAGUAAACUAUGAUAAAAGCAAGGCUGCUACUCUUCCAGAACUGAAAAUUAGAACACCCAAGUUACCCAAUACUACCCCGAGCAAAUUUACUACAAAAGAAGUGACACAGAAGGGUAAUUUGGCCAAGUCAUCUACAACUUCUGAAGGUACUGAAGUAAAGAAAGACAAUGGAAAGCUCUCACAUCAUAAUGAAGCAGACGAAAAUCCAGUGGUUGAAAAGACUGUUUUGGUGCUUGAAUGUGAGAAACCUUCUGUACCUGAUGUAUAUUCAAAGGAGGACAACAUUACGGUGGUGUCAGAUUAUGCAACUAUCCGAGCACCAAACACAGUUCAUGAAGAGCCCCUGAAUGGCCAAAUACAGGAUAAAAUUACUUCAAAUGAGGUUGCUACUGUUGAUGUGAACAAAGUGCUGCCACAGCUCUCAAGCCUUAGUAUUGCUGAAAAACAGUACCAAGCCCCCUAUGCUCGGGUUUCUUCUUUUGAAGAUCGUACUGAGAAAUCUGUUGUUAUUAGUAAAGCUGCUGUCAAUGUAAACCCCGAACCUGUAGCAACAAGCUCUGUGAAAUCACACGUAUUGGAUACUAGAAACCUGAAAUUGGAAAAGAUUCCAGAAACCCUGGAGAAGCCUCAGGUAAAGGAAUCGUCAAAGGGAUUUAGACGACUGUUAAAGUUUGGGAGAAAGAAUAACAGCUCUUCUGCGGGUGAACGUACUUCUGAAUCAGAUAAUAUUAGCGUAAAUGGUUCCGAGGUAGAUGAUACUGCAACAAAUACCGCUGUUUCAAAUGAAGUUCAUACAUUGAAGAAUCUAAUAUCUCAAGACGAAACUCCCACUGCCAACACUACUCCACAAAAGCCUUCCCGCCACUUCUCCUUGCUAUCACCGUUCCGAAGUAAAAGUAGCGAUAAGAAGAUGGCAACAUGAUGGCAUGCCAUGCAUGACAUGACAUGGAGGUUUGGAGCUGUGUUCUUCAUUUUCCAGCAUUGUAGGUGUAGUCAUAGAGUUGUUAUAUACUUAUGAAGAUUGUUCAGUUCAGUUCAGUUCUUUUGUAUUGUAUUGUUUCAUUGACAAAACAAACAUCAUAUAUUUAUAUCUAAUCUUAUUUUUGUACA
Messenger RNA from Cannabis sativa, 4330 nucleotides. RefSeq names its product COP1-interacting protein 7. The transcript is spliced from 13 exons. Bases 375 to 4142 code for a protein of 1255 amino acids. Lineage: Eukaryota; Viridiplantae; Streptophyta; Magnoliopsida; Rosales; Cannabaceae. The record is from RefSeq and is a predicted model, not a curated record.